AUGAUAGUAGUGGUGUUCAUCGCAAUCGUGCUGCUAGGAGCACGAGCCGUCGAGGCCGACCUGUGCCAUCAUUGCGAGUGCGACUUCAUCUCCGAUUCGGUUGUCUGCAAUCGUCCGUCGCUUCUUAUUCGUACCGUAUCAAUGCUACCAAAUAUCCGCCAACUACACCUAACCAAAGUGGUCCUUCCGCAACCUCCUCACUUCUUAUUCCAUCCAUCUCUUCGUGUUCUUCGUAUGAGCUCUUGUGGAAUGCAGGAAGUGCCAUCGAGCACGUUCCUUCCUCUUCCGAAUCUCGAAGUCGUCGAUCUGUCGAACAACAAACUCGAGACGAUUCCGGCGACAUUGCUGCGAGGCCUCAAACGACUCCGCGUGCUCAAUCUCUCCAACAACAAUAUUUCGAAUCUCGAGGCUCUCGUGUGGAUCCUCGCCGACAAUCUUGUGCUCGACCACCUCGAUUUGUCCAACAAUCCGAUUGCAAUUGCUACGUCGUUGACGGUUUUUCCGCCUGUCCGACAAAUCUUCAUCUCGAAUUCGCGGCUCGAGCGAAUCGACGACGACGUCAUUUUAUUUGAGGAAUCGCCGGGAAAAUGCGAAUCGAAAAUGUGUCGAAGUCUUCCGAUUCGAAAUUUGAACACGUCCCUCAUCAAUACCAUCGAUCUCUCAUCGAAUCCACAUUUGCACGUCGAAGUUGCAGCUCUCGAAGUUUUCUCAAAUGCGACCUACAUGAAUUUGGCCCAAAUCAAUCUGCCAAACGGCUUCGAAGAAUGGCUAGAAAUGAAGAGCCACGUGAAGAAUUUGAAUAUUUCGCAUUCCAAAAUUCCGCUGAGAGACGAAACAUGGCAAGCAUGUGGCCAAUACCUCGAAACUCUCGACAUGUCAGGAAUCGGAUUGAAAAUGUUGAAAUUGUCGAGAUAUUGUCCAGCUAGAACCAUCUAUUCGCGAAACAAUCUCAUUUCUUCAAUUUUCGUCGAAUCAAUUGCAAUUGAAGCUCUACACCUGGAUGGUAACAUGUUCAGCGAAUUUCCAGUGCCACCACCAGGAGUUGAAUUGGACCAACUUCACACCUUGAGCUUAUCGUGUAAUAUGCUGACAUCUCUUCCGCCGCAUUCUCUCGUCGGAUAUCCGAAUCUGCAGCAUUUCGAUAUUUCUCACAAUCAAAUUAGCGAGAUCGAUCCAAUGGCUUUUCCGACAAUUGGAUUGGGCCUCAUUUCGCUGGAUAUGUCGUCGAAUCAGCUUUCAACUCUUCCUCAUCCCAUUCUUCCUUCUCUUCUGCUUCUCGACCUCUCUUCAAACACUAUUGCUACUCUUGAUCCCCACUUCUUCACCGGACUUCCGAUGCUUCAGCAAUUGCGCAUCGCCUCUAAUCCGACGCUAUUCUCUCGGUGUACUCCGCACGGAGCCGCAUGUUGGUCGGACCAUCUCGACGAGCUCACUUCUCUCAUCGACCUCGACAUAUCCAAUUGUGGUCUCGAAGUGUCGCUGCAUUUGGCGCAUUUGCACACUCUUCGAACUCUUUUGUUGCGCGGUAAUGAGAUUCGAGUCAUCGAUGCGCAUUCUUUGCCCGAAAAUUUGCGGACAUUAGAUCUUGGAGAGAAUCGAAUUCAGUUCACCUCGAAUUUCUCGAGAAUGGAAAAAUUGAGGGAUCUUCGAGUAGAUCAAAAUCCGCUUCGUUGCGAUUGCUCUCUAUACGAUAUUGUGUCGCAUCUGCUCAAUCAAUCGCAGAUCGCCGAUCCUCUUCUCUAUUAUUGUUUCGCCGGCUCUUGGCAAUACCCUUUGCUACCGUAUCUCGCCGCUGUGAAGCCGUGCUCCGACAGUGUCAAAGGAUUCUAUUCGAUUCUGAUUAUGACAUUCCUCAUCUCAAUUCUCAUCGUCGCUUCAUUCGUCGGCGGCUAUUUCAUCUACAGAAAAUGGUUUGAUCGCGGUGAUUUCGUCUAUAAACGCGUGGCAAUUGUCGAACCACCGGUGCGCCUUUAA
Molecule: messenger RNA, 1974 nt
Organism: Caenorhabditis bovis
Lineage: Eukaryota; Metazoa; Nematoda; Chromadorea; Rhabditida; Rhabditidae
Source: the annotation of a GenBank genome assembly